Nyctereutes procyonoides (raccoon dog) is the source of this 946-nucleotide messenger RNA. RefSeq names its product glia maturation factor gamma (gene GMFG). Gene Ontology annotation, cellular component: actin cortical patch. Lineage: Eukaryota; Metazoa; Chordata; Mammalia; Carnivora; Canidae. The transcript has 7 exons. Gene Ontology annotation, molecular function: Arp2/3 complex binding; actin binding. The coding region runs from base 401 to 829 and encodes 142 amino acids. Gene Ontology annotation, biological process: negative regulation of Arp2/3 complex-mediated actin nucleation; actin filament debranching. The record is from RefSeq and is a predicted model, not a curated record.
GCUUCUGGAGUCGCAGCUUUACCACCGCAGCCCUCCCUGAGCCUGUUGCUUCGUCUCUCAAGUGGGAAUGGGACUGAGACGAUGCCUAGAAAGCGCUUGGCGCAAUGGAGGCCGUCCACAAAUGGGAGUUGUUGCUUUGACUAUUGUAGUCUGUUCAUGCCACAAACUACCCUGGCUCUGGUGACUAAGCGGAGCCGGGGCCCUCACGCAGAAGGUGACAUAGACAUGACCUGUUAGAGGAACUCAAAGAAGAAGCGAUCGGGGUGGACGGAGUGUAUAGAGUUCCAGGCCACGAGUGGUGGGAGAUGAGCUGUGGCCAGAUGUUUGGCCACUUGAGGGAGUUUGGGCUUGUCUUGAGGACACUAGGGAGCCAGGGAGGGGCUUCAAGCCAGGGAGAGUCAUGUCCGAUUCCCUGGUGGUGUGCGAGGUGGACCCAGAGCUAAAGGAAAAGCUGAGAAAAUUUCGCUUCAGAAAAGAGACGGACAAUGCGGCCAUAAUAAUGAAGGUGGAUAAAGACCGGCAGAUGGUGGUGCUCGAGGAAGAAUUUCAGAACAUUUCUCCAGAGGAACUAAAAACAGAGUUGCCAGAGAGACAGCCCAGGUUCGUGGUUUACAGCUACAAGUACGUGCAUGAGGAUGGCCGAGUGUCCUACCCUCUAUGCUUUAUCUUCUCCAGUCCUGUGGGUUGCAAGCCUGAACAGCAGAUGAUGUAUGCAGGGAGUAAGAACAGACUGGUGCAGACUGCAGAGCUCACAAAGGUGUUUGAAAUCCGCACCACGGAAGACCUCACCGAGGCCUGGCUCCAAGAGAAGUUGUCCUUCUUUCGUUGACCUCUGGGCUGGGGAACGGAAUUCCUGAUGUCGGAGUCCCUGAAGAAACUGGGGACUGGGACCCCAAGAACUGGAACUCUGAGACCCUAAGGAAAUUAAAAUGCAGGAACACUCUCA